Molecule: messenger RNA, 2913 nt
Organism: Verticillium dahliae VdLs.17
Lineage: Eukaryota; Fungi; Ascomycota; Sordariomycetes; Glomerellales; Plectosphaerellaceae
Exons: 4
Coding region: 1-2913 (970 amino acids)
Source: RefSeq, a predicted model, not a curated record
AUGGACCGGUCUUCGCCAGGAAGAGACCCCUAUGGGUAUGCGCCGGGGAGGCUCUCCCCAGCCCAGUACCAGCAGCCACUGGGCAUCAACGGCAAGACGCUGGUCGAUGGAUACGCCAGGGAUAUGGCGAGUACUUCCAGAGGGGAUGAGCCCCGUUCUAGUCCGCUCAACCCUGGACAGAUCCAGAGUUCUGCGCUCGUAGACCUCAAAGACCCGAUACAGGUGCAUCUUCUGACGGAAACGGCAUUGACGGACAGCAAAUCCUACGAGAUUCUUUCGCAGGAAGAGGUGGAUGGACUCAAGAAACAGACGAAAUAUCGGGAUGCCGCGAUAUCCAUGUCCAAGCUUUAUUCCACCGGCAGGCAAGAUGGAAAUAGGAGGAAGAGCUUGCUCAACCGAUACAGCGGAGGAGACUCGGCUCGCGAGGCCGAGGCGGAAAGACAGGCGAGCGAGAGGAAAUGCGAGGAGCUGGCCACCGAACUUUGGAACCUCGAGAAGAGCCUCGUGGAACCCCGACAGCGGCUGCUUCAGCACACGGCUGCCAUUCUCCAGUUGACGCACAAGGCAUCAAAGAAGGCCGCGCCGCGGAACAUGGGGCCGCCUGCCAAUGGCAUACCGGGGAGUCCUGAGAGUCUCUAUGCCUUUUCGAACGGUCGCAACAGCAUGGAGCCUGGCGACGACAUGUACUUUAACGAUCAAGGCCUCUACCAGAGCCUCGAUGACGGGACCCUCAGUCGAGGGAUGGGCUCCAUCCCCAUCGAGCCACCACUGAAGUCCGCCAACCGCGAGCAGAAUGCCCAGGCACAGGCAGAAAUCGAGCGCCUUCAGGGCGAAACCGCGCAGAGACGAGCCGAAAAUGAACGCCUUCGAGUCGAGUACGAGCAGGCGCAAGCUGAGAUUGAUCGCCUCAGAAGCGACAACUCUCAGUUCCUCUCGGAGAAUGAACGCCUGCGCUAUGAAGUAUCCGAAGCUCAGGCUGGGAGCGAAGAGAAUGUGCAAGCACGGGGGCAGGGUGAUCAGCUGCGGCAUGAAAACAACCAGCUCCGCGCUCAGACUGAUGCCCUGGCGCAAGAACUUGAUGCCUGGCGCCAGGAAGACUCUCAGCGCCUUCAAUCGAUAUCGAGCACGGAGCAGAGGCUCGAAACGCUGAACCGCUCCUUGCGGGACGUCAUCGUCAAGCUUAACCCAGCCAAGAACGGCGACUACCAGGCCCCGCCGUCAGGCGCUUCUGCCGGAUCUGAGAGGUCUCUGCAGGGUUCUGCGACCCUCGACAGUCACUUUGCCUAUCUCGAGCGAGGCCUGCGGACGGUCCAGGAGGACCAGGAAUUCAAAACGUCGCAAAGCUUAGAAGAGGCCGAAUCAGCAGCUGCUACCGCGUCUAUAGCACUGGCCCGCGCGGAAAUCAGGGUCGACAACCUCAACUCUCAGCUUUGCGACCUGAUGCUGUCUGUCGAUUCCAACUACCCAACUCCUCCUGAUGCGACCAACUCGGAGCUCGAUGAUCAGUUUGACUACGCCGAUCGAUCGCUCCAGGCCCUCGAAACGCAGCUGAGCCGCGUCGAUCAACUUACCACCAACAGCGAAACGAGGAAGAGAGAGGGCGACCAGUCUGAAGCCGUGCUUAUGGGGCUAUGGGACAUAAUUCAGAGCGGCUUCGCAGAUAUCCAGCAGCGCAAGGACCAGCGGCGUAAGAUGAGGGCGGAGCAGGGUCUGGAGCCCGAUGAAGAUGAUGUGUCGGGAGAUGAGGGCAUGGACGUCAACGAACCUUAUUCCCUGUCUGCCUUCUCGACCAAGGUCCAGUGGCUUUAUGCUCAAGCUACAAAGCUCAAGGACCAAAAGUCGGUUCUGAAGAGGCAGAUCAAACAGCAACGCGAGCUGAACAACAAGUCGGAUUCGGCCAAGGACGAAGAGCUGCGGUCGAAGCAGGACGAGAUCGAUCAGAUCAGAGCCUUGCUCGAAAGCUCGGGGCAAGAGGCGAACAAGGCCCAGACACUGCUCUCGCAGGCGUUGCAGGACGUUGAAGAUGCCAACAACGCACGCUCCGCCAAUGAUGCCAGCACGGCUCAGUUUAGGCAACAGCUUGAGGAACGCGAUGCCAGGAUUGCGGCGCUGGAGGCGGAAAGCAGGUCUGUCCAGACAAGAAUGGCCGAUGUCAGCUCGACGGUACAGGACGCGGAAUCGAAGCUCAACCAGGCCAUGGAGGACGUCGCGCUUCUCACCACCAAGUUGGCAGAUGCCGAGCGACUCGCCGAGGAGAAGCAGCAAGAAGCUGAAGCCAAGUCAAAGGAGGCCAAGGAUCAACAAGAGGAGAUGGACAAGAUGAACGAGAUGAUGGUCGGCCUCAAGACGGAACUCACCUUUGCCCAGGCUGAGCUCGACGGCGCUUACGGCUCUCGUAAGGAGAGGGCUGCCGCUGUCGCCGCUGUCAAGAGCACGGUCGAGGUCGAGCAGCUGAAGACGGAGGUGGAGCGUCUCAAGGAUGAGCUGGCGUCGACGCUCAAGGAGCUUGAAGGCAUUACGGCCGAGACUAUCGGCGCCGAGCGCGAGAAGCUCGAUGUCGAGGGUCGCCUUGACGACGCCCUGGCCGCUCGCGCAAGCCUCGAGUUUGAGAUGGCGAGUCUACGCGACCAACUCGAGGGCGAGAUGCGCAACGCCAGAGACAAGGUUAGCAGACUGCAGGAGGAGCUCGACGCUGAGAGGCUCAAGGCAGUACCUGGCGCUGGUGCAGGGGCUCGCCCCGGAGCCGGCGCGUCGAUGCUGAGCGAGCAGUUCAGGGCGACGAUGAAGCAGGAGAGAAAGAAAUUCCAGGAGGAUAUUCGGGAGGAGCAGGCGAAGAGGCGAAGACUCGAAGAAGAGCUCCAGAAGCUACGCAAGGCGGUCGGCCCUGGCAAGAGCCCUCUCAGCCCGAGAUAG